AUGACGGAACAACCGUUUAAAAUUGACUUUUAUGCACCCCCGUCACGGGAUAGUAACCAGUUGUAUGGCAAAGUUGACAUCGAUACAAAAUGGUAUUUCGCUAGGAGACUAUCCGUAAAAGAGCUACUUGUAUGCGCAGUCCAAAAGAGAGGAAGAAGCCUGACGAUCCAAGUCACUAUUGGUGCUCAGUACCUGAUGACGAUCCAUGUCACUAUUGGUGCUCAGUACCUGAUGACGAUCCAUGUCACUAUUGGUGCUCAGUACCUGAUGACGAUCCAUGUCACUAUUGGUGCUCAGUACCUGAUGACGAUCCAUGUCACUAUUGGUGCUCAGUACCUGAUGACGAUCCAUGUCACUAUUGGUGCUCAGUACCUGAUGACGAUCCAUGUCACUAUUGGUGCUCAGUACCUGAUGACGAUCCAUGUCACUAUUGGUGCUCAGUACCUGAUGACGAUCCAUGUCACUAUUGGACGAUGGAUGGCAGUGUUAGUAAUCAGUGUUCUCUCUCAUGCAAUUCAUGGUGCUCCUGACAAUAGAGGAAACGAGUUCAUAAUUGGUUUCAUGGAAAAUUUGGGAACCUCCACUGAUGUCGAAGUCUUUGUUACGACCACGCGUACAGUAACCGUUAACGUCAUUGUCACUACGCCCCGAUACUCCUCGUCCAUCAACGAACAAUUCAGCGUCAAAGCUGGAGAGGUCAAGCAACUUUUUUUUCCACCCGAAAUCCGACCGACCAGCAAUAGUAAAGUACCUAAUGCCGUACACGUGAAGGCGGACGACGACGUCGUAAUAUACGCCGUGAACAAAGAAAUGUUUUCUAACGAUGCGUAUCUGGGCAUUCCGGUGGACGUUUUGGGAAAAGAGUACUAUGCCGUUACUUUCUACCCACCAACACGGCAGUGCGAGCUAAUGAUAGUUGGAAUUGAGGAUGGAACCACCAUUAAAAUAAGAUUUCCCGCCAAAAUGCAGCAGUCGGUCUCGUGGAAUGGACAUUCUUAUGGCGCCGGGAGUACCCUAAUGGGGACCGUUGAUCGCUUUGACACAUGGCAGCUGAUUUCAAAAGGAGACCUAACGGGAGCAUACAUCGCCUCCGACAAAAAAAUUGGCGUUAUCAGUGGAAACAAGAGAACAGAAAUUGGGAGAGGGUAUAAUUCCGAUCACUUAUGCGAAAUGAUGGAUGACAAGGAUGGCCUGAAAGUUGACGGGACCUCUUUCCCCUCUUCCACUGUUUAUCACCAGGUAACACACAAUGGGAUCACUUACGCUGCAGGCUACAUCGAGGUUGCAGAGGGUACACACACUGUGCGUCACGAUUCUCCAAUCAAAGUUUUUGGUGGAUAUCUAUACGGAAAAGCCAAGUAUGAAACCUACGCCUUCUCAACCGGAACUCGACUUGCUCCCAUCAACACACCAUGCGAUCUAACAACCACUGAGAUUGGUGAUGGUUUAGACAAUGACUGCGACGGUUUGAUUGAUGAAGAAGCCUGCUGGGACAGCAACACAGAUGAUGACGGUGAUUCGAGAGAAGAUGAGGACUGUGCAACUCCGCCACUAGUUGAUGGUAAAUGGGCAGACUGGAAUCAGUGGAGCGCAUGCUCAGUAACAUGCUUCUCCACCACUGGUGCGAGCAACAAUGGUUUUCGAUCCCGAGAAAGAACGUGUACAAACCCUGCCCCAGCGUACGAUGGAAAGCAGUGUGUCGGUCAGAAGUCGGAGGUUGAAGCUUGUUUAGUCACCAAUGUAGAUAUAUAUUGCCCAGACAGUACUAGAAGUUGCAAGGACAUUUUGGAUCUUGAUCCAGCCACAAAAGGAGAAGAUGGUGUAUAUAAUAUACAUUAUGGAGGUCAGAAAAAGGAAGUGCUCUGCGAUAUGACUACGGGCGGAGGGGGUUGGACGAUGAGUUAUGGAAUUCAAUGA
This is a messenger RNA of Ostrea edulis (European flat oyster), 1917 nucleotides long. RefSeq lists its product as uncharacterized. The record is from RefSeq and is a predicted model, not a curated record. The transcript is spliced from 9 exons. The coding region runs from base 1 to 1917 and encodes 638 amino acids. Lineage: Eukaryota; Metazoa; Mollusca; Bivalvia; Ostreida; Ostreidae.